AUGCUUAGUCUCUGUGCCAUCGCCGUCGCUCGGCCCUCCGCAAUCACGUCGCUGCCAAGCCUCUCGCACGCCGAGAUACGCCGCUACUCCCGCCACCUCAUCCUCGACGACGUCGGCGUGGAGGGGCAGCGACGGCUCAAGGCGGCUCGUGUGCUGUGCGUCGGCUCAGGCGGGCUCGGCUCGCCGGCGCUGGUGUACCUCGCCGCAGCCGGCGUGGGCACGCUCGGCGUGGUGGACAAUGACGUGGUCGACGAGUCCAACCUGCAGCGCCAAAUCAUCCACGCGACGGACGCCGUUGGCAGCCCAAAGGUGGACUCGGCGGCGCAGCGCGUCGGCGACCUGAACCCUCUCGUGAAGCUGGUCAAGCACGAGGAGCUUCUGACGGCGGAGAACGCGCUCCGGAUCCUCGGCGAGUACGACAUCGUCGUCGACGGCUCGGACAACUUCCCGACCCGCUACCUCGUCAACGACGCCUGCGUCCUGCUCGGCCUGCCAUUAGUGUACGGCGCCGUCCAAAAGUUCGAGGGCCAGCUCUCGCUCUUUAACCUGCGCCUCCCCGACGGCUCGCGAGGUCCAAACUACCGCGACCUCUUCCCGGAGCCGCCGCCGCCGGGUGUG
Messenger RNA from Emiliania huxleyi CCMP1516, 618 nucleotides. RefSeq lists its product as hypothetical. Gene Ontology annotation, cellular component: cytoplasm. The annotation marks the transcript as partial. Lineage: Eukaryota; Haptophyta; Isochrysidales; Noelaerhabdaceae. The record is from RefSeq and is a predicted model, not a curated record. The transcript has 3 exons. Gene Ontology annotation, molecular function: ubiquitin-like modifier activating enzyme activity.